AUGGAGUUACUAAUGGAUUCGAGCCAGACCGAGUCGGGUGGUUCCUCUUCCAUCGAGUCAUCUUCACUCACUGGUGGACUGAGGUUUGGUCAGAAGAUCUACUUCGAGGACGGAUCCGGAUCCGGAGCCAAGUCAAGCAAGAACCGGGUUAAUACGGCUCGUAAGUCGUCUACUUCUACGGCGAGGUGCCAAGUGGAAGGUUGUAGAAUGGAUCUAAGCAAUGCAAAAACUUACUACUCGAGGCAUAAAGUUUGUUGCAUUCACUCUAAAUCAUCUAAUGUCAUUGUCUCUGGUCUUCAUCAAAGGUUUCACUUGCUUUCUGAGUUUGACUUAGAGAAACGAAGUUGCCGCAGACGACUCGCUUGCCAUAACGAGCGACGAAGAAAGCCACACGCCACAACGAAUCUGCUCACUUCUCGUUACUCUAGAAUCGCUCCAUCUCUUUACGAGAAUGCUAAUACUGCAAUAUUUAGAAGCGUUUUGGGAGAUACGACGGCAUGGUCAGCGGCAAGACCAGUGAUGAGACGGUCUGGACCGUGGCAGAUUAACCCGGAAAGGGAAAGCAAUCUGAAUGUUUUUUCACACGGAAGCUCAAGCUUUACAACAUGUCCUGCGAUGAUGAACAACAACAGCACAGACUCAAGCUGUGCUCUCUCUCUUCUGUCAAACUCAAACACUAACACAAACCAGCAGCAGCAACAACCACUUCAGACGUCAACCGAUACAUGGCGACCAUCUUCAGGUUUCGACUCGAUGAUUGCUGAUAGGGUUACAAUGGCUCAACCACCGCCUGUUUCAAUCCAUAAUCAGUACUUGAACCAAAGUUGGGACUUCAUGGAGGGCGAGAAAAGCAAUUCGCAUCACAUGUCUCCUGUUUUGGGACUCAGCCAAAUCUCCGAGCCAGCUGAUUUCCAGCUAAGCAACGGCAUGGGUGGUGGAUUCGAGUUGUCUCUUCAUCAGCAAGUUCUCAAGCAAUACAUGGAACCUGAGAACACAAGAGCUUAUGACUCUUCUCCUCAACAUUUCAACUGGUCUCUCUGA
Microthlaspi erraticum is the source of this 1041-nucleotide messenger RNA. The record is from the annotation of a GenBank genome assembly. Lineage: Eukaryota; Viridiplantae; Streptophyta; Magnoliopsida; Brassicales; Brassicaceae.